AUGCCGGUCGACGGUGCUCAAGGCACCAGUUGCAAGGGUAACGAGGAGCACGUCUACAAGCAGUAUCAGCGCGGUGCCAUUGUGCUUCUGCGUGAUAUUCCGGGUGAACACACGGGUUAUUGGAGUAAAGUUCAUCUCGAGGAUGCCUACGGUGCUCUUCGCGUUUCAACUGCUCUCUCACGGCUGUCCGGCACUGUCAGUAUUAACUCUAAUGGCCAACAGUAUGUAUAG
This is a messenger RNA of Perkinsus marinus ATCC 50983, 231 nucleotides long. RefSeq lists its product as hypothetical. The transcript has a single exon. The record is from RefSeq and is a predicted model, not a curated record. The coding region runs from base 1 to 231 and encodes 76 amino acids. NCBI's taxonomy places the organism in Eukaryota, Perkinsozoa, Perkinsida, Perkinsidae.